AAAAUAUCCAAAUUUUGAUCAGUUUAUUCUGAAUAAGGUGUAACUCUCUGAUAAGGAAAGAGGAACAUUUCUGUGGAUAAGACCUCACAUAUUUAUCCCUUCACAUUAAAAGUCUAACAUUUCCAUUACUAUAAACUAAUAGGAAACAUUGAAAUCUUUUUCCAAAAAGGAUAGGUUUAUACAGAAAAUACCAACCAUUUAAAUAUUCAGAUAAGAUUAUGAACAACAAAGAAUUAAGUUUUAUUUUAAAGGAAUAAAGGCUAUUGUGAGUGAUAUGCUUGGAAAUGCUAAACAGCUCUUCAAAAUGGGAAGGGAAUUUAUGAUUUGUAGGUUUUGCUGAUUUUUGUACUGUAAAUACUCCCACUGUGACUGAUUUCAGGUUAUUAACAUGAUAUCACUGAACACAGAGUUGGGAAGAUAGAAGCCAGCUGCAACUAUGCUAGCCAUAGCCAAACCUGGAUUAAUACUCUAAAAGAGUAUUAUUUUAUCACAAAGUACUUUUCAGUACAGCUGUAAACUCAUUAAUCACUUGAGUUUAUUUUCCAAAAAUAUAUGAAAACUCAUUUAGUUUUCUUAUAGUUCUAGAAAAUGUGUAUGAGUUUUAUUUUAUCACUAGCCUAACAUGAGCAGUGAUCUAAUGAACUAAAAUAGUAAUAAUAAAAUAACAUUUAAACAGACUUGUAAUUAAAAAAAUAAUAAAAUUUGAAUUUUUUCUGCUAUAAAAUGCAUACUUCUAACAUGGUUGAUCUGAUUUUGAAAGUUGCACAUGAUCACUGGAAACCAUAACAUUUAUUGAAUCUAUCAAACCAGAGAAGAGAAAAAUAAUACUUUUCUUUCCUAAUGUUAUUUCUAAAGGCUGCUUUAUUGUUUUAAAGUAUAGAAUGUAUCAUUUGUAAAAUAAAAUCUUUAUACAUGCAGAAAACCACUUCAUCAGAAAAUACACAUCAGAAGCAUUUCUAAAUUGAAAUGUCAUCAUCUUAAGACAUACUACAUGCCAUUUUAAAAAUAGUAUUUGAAAUAAUGAGGGGAAGAGUGAGGAAAUAAAAACUGUAAUUACAAUCUAAAAUUUUAUUAGAGGUUCAGUAUUAGAGAUUUGAGUACCAAGAGAAUUGAAACUCUAUAAAGAUUAUUUAGUGAUUGGUAUGAAGCACCAGAGCAGGUUGGCUUUGUUUUUUUGGUAUAAUUUUCCAAAUAGGUUAUCAUUUAAAGAAAGUAUUUUAUCAGUUUUUUUAAUGUAAAAAUAUCUCAUUUCAGCCUUCUGCCAAACAUGUAAAAUAUCAUGUGUAUUCACAGCAAGUGAGUUCCUGGCCAAUUAAACCUACAGAGAACAUACCAUCCAAAAAAAAUUGUUAGUCCUUCUUUCCAGAGAAAAGUUACAUUGAAGGGGAAGUUUUGCAGCCAGAACCCAAAAUCUUGUUUUAUCUGAAAAAAUCAUUUUCUUGCCAAAGUAAAGUUAUUUUACUUGCUAGUAAGAAAAAAUCAUGAUAGAUAAAAAAGAAAAAAAAGAAAUAGACCUUUAGAGAAUUCAUAUCUCAACUAUAGAUUUUAUACUGGAUCUCUCUCUAGGUAUUGAUGAGAAGCAGCAAGAUGCUUGACAUUCUGUGGAGGCUUAUUCGUGGGAAUUUUUGACACAUUCCACUAAUGUUCUCGUGGCCAUUAAGAGGUAUGAAAGAUGCCGCCGAGCUUCUGGGCCACCGGGAGGCGGUGAAGUGUAGGCUGGGCGUGGGAGGCUCCGAUCCUGGGGGCCAUCCGGCAGACCUAGCGCCCAACUCCGACCCAGUCGAGGGAGCCACUCUGCUGCCCGGGGAGGACAUCACCACAGUGGGCUCUACGCCGGCCUCGCUGGCGGUGAGCGCAAAGGACCCGGACAAGCAGCCGGGGCCUCAAGGCGGCCCGAACCCCAGCCAAGCCGGCCAGCAGCAGGGCCAACAGAAGCAGAAGCGCCACCGGACGCGCUUCACCCCGGCGCAGCUCAACGAGUUGGAGAGGAGCUUCGCUAAGACUCACUACCCCGACAUCUUCAUGCGCGAGGAACUGGCGCUGCGUAUCGGGCUGACAGAGUCCCGAGUGCAGGUCUGGUUUCAGAACCGGCGCGCUAAGUGGAAGAAGCGCAAGAAGACCACGAAUGUGUUCCGUGCACCGGGAACUCUGCUGCCCACUCCAGGCCUGCCUCAGUUCCCAUCAGCCGCCGCCGCCGCCGCCGCCGCAAUGGGCGACAGCCUGUGCUCUUUCCACGCCAACGACACCCGCUGGGCGGCGGCCGCCAUGCCGGGUGUGUCGCAGCUGCCAUUACCGCCGGCUCUGGGCAGGCAGCAAGCCAUGGCUCAGUCGCUGUCCCAGUGCAGCCUGGCGGCCGGGCCGCCGCCCAACUCCAUGGGCCUGUCCAACAGCCUGGCGGGCUCCAACGGCGCGGGGCUGCAGUCGCACCUCUACCAGCCCGCUUUCCCCGGCAUGGUGCCCGCUUCCCUUCCCGGCCCAAGCAACGUCUCUGGGUCGCCCCAGCUUUGCAGCUCCCCGGACAGCAGCGACGUGUGGCGGGGCACAAGCAUCGCCUCCCUCCGCCGCAAGGCUCUAGAGCACACAGUCUCCAUGAGCUUCACUUAAUGCAGCCGCGCCCAGCCCGCUCUGUCCCCGGCACCGCCCCAAGGGCCGGCGCGAGGCCCCUCCGGCGCGCGUCAGGGUCCCCACUCCCGGCCCGGCACCCUGCCCCAUCCCGGCCCGGUCUCUGCCACGUCUCGUUGUGUUCUUCCCUCUUCCCUCCACUCGCUCGGGCUCACGCCAGGUCUCAGCCCGCGAGGCCUCCCCUCCGCCUGAUUUCGCUCGCCCCGGUCUCCUGCCCCCCCCCCCAAACCCCUCUUUCCGUCUCACCCAGCUCCUCCCUGGUCCCCACCUCCAGCGCCUCACCCCACCCUUUCUCGCUAUCCCUGGGCCUCCGCUGCCCUAAUCGAGCUCGCGCCCUCUUCCCGGCCUCUGACCGGUGGCAUUCCCUCCCACACCUCCAACGCAACGCCUCUCACCCCUUAGCCCGCCGCUUCCCCUCCAGUUCCUUCUGGCCCCGCACCUCACGCCCCUCCUCCUGCGCCCUGCAAAAAGCAUUCUUCCCGCCAUUUUACUUACCAGGGAGUCGACUCAGGAUCUGAAAUCAGACACCAAUGGACUGGUUUGUGGGCAGAAACACACACACACUUGCACUCUCGCUCACUCUCAGACACUACACACACGCGCACACACAUACAGUGUACCUAAGUCAAACACAGACGUGUUCAAGGGACAGCACAAUGUUAGGGAUUUUUGUCUUAAAGGAGGACAAGCAUCUGCUACCAACCGUCUCUUCUGAGGGCCCAACUAAUAUUAUUUGAUUUAUCCUUGUAUUUUUUUCUCCGAACUGCUCUCUUUCUCUCCUCUCCCACCAUCCUACCCUUGCCCCGUCCACCAGUCACGUCCAUGCAGCCCUCUAUUGGCUUGCAAAAUAAUGCUUUUACUUUAUCUUACUCUUAUUUUAAGCACAACUGUGUAAGGGUAUUUAAGGGAAGACUUCUCAGGAGGAACAUGCCAGUGGAUAGGGUGGGCUGGAGCAGACUAAAGCAGUCGUGUGAUGAAGAGGUAUCUUACCCAUUUUGAUAAGUCUUUAUAAGGAAGAAUAAAUGUAAGAAAAAUUUCCUUUUGUAAAAGCAAAAGCCACAUCUUUUUCUGGAUCCUUCAGGACUGGGGUUUGUUUGCUUCCUUUUCCGUUUCUCUCUCCUAGCUGCUCUGUGCCCUUGGUUGUUUUGUGGUCGUCCUGUCGUCUCUCGUGCCCCCCGGCCACCGCCCGGUCCCCUGCUGGCCUCCGGUGGGUGCACUAGGACAUCUACAACCCUGCAACUUUGUACAGAGAAACACAAUCAGCUCUUUCUGCAUGUGCUGGUCAAAUACAAACCCAGAGAACAGAAACGCUUUCGAAGAAUAAACAAACAUGUGAAAUAGGAUGUUUUGUGUAGAUAAAGAAUUCUUGUUAAAUACUGGUCAAUUUGUGAUAUGUUUUAACUUAUUGUCUGUGCUUAUUUAUGGAAUUUGGUUUUCUUAAUAAAUGUUUGAGCUAAUAUAAAGGAUAUUAUUUGACUUUUCCGGACAAGUUUAUA
Manis pentadactyla (Chinese pangolin) is the source of this 4118-nucleotide messenger RNA. It is a transcript of the gene OTP, whose product is annotated as orthopedia homeobox. The record is from RefSeq and is a predicted model, not a curated record. Bases 1642 to 2604 code for a protein of 320 amino acids. Gene Ontology annotation, molecular function: DNA binding; DNA-binding transcription factor activity, RNA polymerase II-specific. Lineage: Eukaryota; Metazoa; Chordata; Mammalia; Pholidota; Manidae. The transcript has 3 exons. Gene Ontology annotation, biological process: neuron differentiation; regulation of DNA-templated transcription.